Molecule: messenger RNA, 747 nt
Organism: Dermatophagoides pteronyssinus (European house dust mite)
Lineage: Eukaryota; Metazoa; Arthropoda; Arachnida; Sarcoptiformes; Pyroglyphidae
Gene: SkpA
Product: S-phase kinase associated protein 1 SKP1-related A
Biological process (GO): ubiquitin-dependent protein catabolic process
Source: RefSeq, a predicted model, not a curated record
UGUUUGUAUUGCUGAUGACUAAGGAAAACGAUAGACAAUUCUAAUUGCGUAUAUCUGGUUAUUGUCUUCGAAAUUCAUCUACGUUUCAAUCAGCCGAAAAUAAUUCUUUCAUUCACUCGUUUUUCAAUAAAGAGCUCUUUCUUCGACAACAACAAUAAAAAUGCCCAAUAUCAAAUUACAAAGUAGUGAUGGAGAAAUAUUCGAGGUGGAUGUGGAAGUAGCACGAAUGUCGAAUACAUUACGUACCAUGCUCGAUGACCUGGGCAUCGAAGAAGAUGACGGUGAACCGAUUCCAGUUCAAAAUGUCAAUUCAGCCAUAUUACGCAAAGUAAUACAGUGGGCAACCUAUCACAAGAAUGAUCCACCAACACCCGAAGACGAUGAUGCACGGGAAAAACGUACCGAUGACAUAUCAUCGUGGGAUGCCGAUUUUCUCAAAGUAGAUCAAGGAACCUUGUUCGAAAUCAUCUUGGCAGCUAACUAUCUGGAUAUCAAAGGAUUGCUGGAUGUUACAUGCAAAACCGUUGCGAAUAUGAUUCGCGGUAAAACACCCGAAGAGAUUCGCAAAACAUUUAAUAUCAAAAAUGAUUUCACACCGCAAGAAGAGGAGCAGAUUCGCCGCGAAAAUGAGUGGUGUGAAGAAAAGUGAUUCAACAAUGUCGAAAAAAGAAAGCCAUAUUUUAAUCAUCAUCCGCGCACCUAGCAAAGUACAUUCAAACACACCAAAAGCAAAAAACAUUGAUGAUA